AAAAUCGAACCAUGGCAUGGCCCUAGCCUAGGGUUUACAGAAGAGAAGAAGUAAUGGCGGACGACGACUACAACGAUUUCGAUGGCGGCGGCGAGGACUACGAUGAGCCUGUGGAGCCCGAGGAAGAGGUCGAGGAGCAAGAAAACAAUGAGGAGGCGCCGGAAUUUGGCGGCGAUGGGGAAUUCCAAGAGGCGGAGAGCGAACAGGUCAGUGAUAAGCCCAGGAAGACAACCAAGUAUAUGACCAAGUAUGAGAGAGCUCGCGUUCUUGGGACACGGGCUUUGCAAAUCAGUAUGAACGCUCCAGUGAUGGUGGAACUCGAGGGCGAGACAGAUCCACUCGAGAUUGCUAUGAAGGAGCUGCGUGAACGGAAGAUCCCUUUUACGAUUCGGCGGUACCUCCCUGAUGGAAGCUACGAGGAUUGGGGCGUAGACGAGCUGAUUGUGGAGGAUUCUUGGAAGAGACAAGUUGGAAACUAGUGAACAGAAAAAAAGCAUCUUGAAUGGAGGUGGUGAAGUUCCAGAAGCAGCUUGAGAGCCGCUGUGGCGGGUGAAUUACUACUACAAGAAGCUCAAGAAAGUUGUCAAGAGAAUCAAAAACCAGAUCCGAACCAGGAGCACAAGGUGCUCGAUUCAAAUGUCUUCUCGGUUGACAAGAGCAAGCUCCAAAACUUAAAUCCCAGUGCCAUCCUGAGCAGCUGCUGUGAACAAUCCAUAUCCUCAGAAACUUCCAUGGUUUGUGAUGACUGUACAAAACACUUCAAUAUCAUUAGGUUGUGCA
Molecule: messenger RNA, 780 nt
Organism: Selaginella moellendorffii
Lineage: Eukaryota; Viridiplantae; Streptophyta; Lycopodiopsida; Selaginellales; Selaginellaceae
Product: DNA-directed RNA polymerases II, IV and V subunit 6A
Exons: 7
Coding region: 54-479 (141 amino acids)
Biological process (GO): DNA-templated transcription
Cellular component (GO): RNA polymerase I complex; RNA polymerase III complex; nucleus
Molecular function (GO): DNA binding; DNA-directed RNA polymerase activity
Source: RefSeq, a predicted model, not a curated record